Molecule: messenger RNA, 1709 nt
Organism: Ipomoea triloba (trilobed morning glory)
Lineage: Eukaryota; Viridiplantae; Streptophyta; Magnoliopsida; Solanales; Convolvulaceae
Product: actin-histidine N-methyltransferase
Exons: 5
Coding region: 25-1452 (475 amino acids)
Biological process (GO): peptidyl-lysine monomethylation
Molecular function (GO): protein-lysine N-methyltransferase activity; protein binding
Source: RefSeq, a predicted model, not a curated record
CUGAUGCCGACUCUGAGUUAAAGAAUGCCGACGAAGAUGACGCUAAUGGCUACCUCGCUCACACACCUCCGCCCUCUAUCCUGCGCCGCCGUCUCCGCCGCCCUCUAUUCUUCGAGGCUGGACCCGCAGCCGCCGGACCUCAUCAAAUGGGUGAAGAGAGAAGGUGGGUUCGUGCACCCGUCGGUGAAGAUCGCAAUCUCAGAGCCCUAUGGCCUCGGCGUGGUUGCUUCUGAUGAUAUCCCCAAAGGCUCUGACCUCAUUGCCCUCCCGGAGCACCUCCCGCUGCAAUUUGGUCCGGUCGGAGCUGAUUCUCCCAUGGCCAAACUGGCUCUACAAGUCCCUGAGGAGCUAUGGGCUAUGAAAUUGGGUUUGAAGCUCCUGCAAGAAAGAUCAAGAAAAGGUUCUUUUUGGUGGCCAUACAUCAGCAAUCUUCCGGAAAAGUAUAGCGUUCCUAUUUUCUUUCCUGGAGAAGAUAUAAAGAACCUGCAAUAUGCCCCGCUUCUUUAUCAGGUAAACAAGAGAUGCCGGUUUCUUCUGGAAUUUGAGAAAAUAGUAGUACAUGAACUCAGUAACGUAAAACGUGAUAACCAUCCUUUCGAAGGCCAAGGCGUGGAUUCAUCAGCACUUGGAUGGGCAAUGUCAGCUGUUUCAUCUCGUGCAUUCCGCUUGUAUGGCGGCAAACGUCUGGAUGGGACCCAUAACGAUGUUCCAAUGAUGCUUCCGCUAAUUGAUAUGUGUAAUCACAGCUUCCAUCCAAAUGCUGAAAUUGUACAGGAACGUGAAGCAGGUGACGGAAAAGUGCUCGUAAAGGUGAUUGCCGCAGAACAUAUAAAACAAAGCGAUGCAUUAGAACUUAACUAUGGCUGUCUAAAUAAUGAUCUUUUUCUUCUUGAUUACGGAUUUGUCGUACCCUCCAAUCCCUAUGACUGCAUUGAACUCAGGUACGAUGCCGCUCUUCUCGAUGCUGCAAGUAUGGCUGCUGGAGUCGCAUCCCCGAACUUCUCUUCACCCGCUCCUUGGCAGCGAGAGGUUUUGUCCCAGCUAAAUCUCGAUGGCGAAAAUCCUGAUCUAAAGGUAACGCUAGGAGGUCCCGAGCUUGUAGAGGGCCGUUUGAUGGCUGCAUUACGAGCUUUGCUAUCGAAUGACAUGGAGUCGGUUCAAAACCACAGCAUCGACACGCUUAAGUCAUUGUCGGUUGAACCACCGCUUGGAACAGCAAACGAAGUAGCUGCACUCCGCACUGUCACUGCCUUGUGCGUGAUUGCCCUCGGGCACUUCCCGACUAAGAUCAUGGAGGACGAGGCCUUGUUGAAACAAAACGUGUCUGCUACGGCUGAUUUGGCCAUUCGGUUCAGAAUCCAGAAGAAGUCCGUCAUCAUAGACGUUAUGCGGGAUCUUACGAGGAGGGUGAAGUUGCUCCUCUCAAAGGAAUCUGCCACUGCCCAAAGCUAGGUAUCAAUCUCCCCUUCUAGAAGAGCUUUUCACAUAUGAAUCUUUGCAACUAUGGCCAAUCCAUUUUGAGUAUUCUUUAGCCAACUCUUUUGUUGUACUAUAAUGCAAGUCUUGUCUCAUAUUGAACAACUUUUGAUAGUGUCAUACCUUUGAUCUUCUAUGAUUCCUUGUUCUGUCAUUUGGCCGACUUAGAAUGGAAUCAUUGAAGAAUACAACAUUGAUAUUGCAUCCUCUUUUCAGGGAAUUUAGUUCUUUCC